GCUAAAUGAAACUUUCGAAACGUCAUGUCCUUAAAGCAAGGUCAAAAUAGUUACAAGUUGACGUCGAUGGGGAAUUUCCACAACGUUUUAGGGCGGGAAGCCAUCACUCCAUUGCCGCCGACAGUGAACGUCGAUAUGAAGGGACCGACGGCGCUGUCGUUAAAUCCCAUACGACCAGGGACAUGCCUUCACCUGCUGGUUGAGCAUGCAGACGAGUUGAACCCGAUGUGGGCUUGGGUUCAAGGACUCGCGUAUAACGACCUGGACCGCGUCUUGAUGUUCGAAGAUGCGCCGUGGGUUGCCACGCUUCGGAUGUUGCAUGCUCUGGUCGCCGAUGCCAAGCGUGAAGAGGGUACAGGGAACGACGGAAUGCAAGGCCUACAGACGACGACAGAAUUUAAGAGACACCGAAGUUUUCAUACGUGAUGAUCAAAUUUGAGCCAAUCAAAUCACAUGAAGUCAAAACAUAACAAAUCAUUGGCCAAAAUAAAAACUUGGCGGGAAAACAUUUAAAAUUCGCGCCAUACUGAGCC
This is a messenger RNA of Aphanomyces invadans, 533 nucleotides long. RefSeq lists its product as hypothetical. The transcript is spliced from 2 exons. Lineage: Eukaryota; Oomycota; Saprolegniomycetes; Saprolegniales; Verrucalvaceae. The record is from RefSeq and is a predicted model, not a curated record. The coding region runs from base 25 to 426 and encodes 133 amino acids.